Messenger RNA from Lagenorhynchus albirostris (white-beaked dolphin), 1698 nucleotides. RefSeq names its product acetyl-CoA acetyltransferase 1 (gene ACAT1). NCBI's taxonomy places the organism in Eukaryota, Metazoa, Chordata, Mammalia, Artiodactyla, Delphinidae. The transcript is spliced from 12 exons. Gene Ontology annotation, molecular function: acetyl-CoA C-acetyltransferase activity. Gene Ontology annotation, biological process: fatty acid beta-oxidation. The coding region runs from base 85 to 1368 and encodes 427 amino acids. The record is from RefSeq and is a predicted model, not a curated record.
GUCGGCGGUUGAAGCGUUGUCGGGGACCCGCCGCUUGCGAUCACAUCUCUCCGCUGGUAUCUGUCCGCUCGGCGCUCGGCCACCAUGGCUGUGCUGGCGGCGCUUCUGCGUGGUGGCGCCCGUGGGCGCAGCCCCCUGCUUCGGAGGCAGAUGCAGGAAAUAAGAUAUGUGGAACGAAGUUAUGUAUCAAAACCCACUUUGAAUGAAGUGGUCAUAGUAAGUGCUGCAAGAACACCCAUUGGAUCCUUUCUAGGCAGCCUUUCCUCUCUGCCAGCCACUAAACUUGGUUCCAUUGCAAUUCAGGGAGCCAUUGAAAAGGCAGGGAUUCCAAAAGAAGAAGUGAAAGAAGCAUACAUGGGUAAUGUUCUACAAGGAGGUGAAGGACAAGCCCCUGCAAGGCAAGCAGUACUGGGUGCAGGCUUACCUAUUUCUACUCCAUGUACCACUGUAAACAAAGUUUGUGCCUCAGGAAUGAAAGCCAUCAUGAUGGCCUCUCAGAAUCUUAUGUGUGGACAUCAGGAUGUGAUGGUGGCAGGUGGGAUGGAGAGCAUGUCCAAUGUUCCCUAUGUAAUGAACAGAGGAGCAACACCAUAUGGUGGCAUAAAGCUUGAAGAUUUGAUUGUAAAAGAUGGGCUAACUGAUGUCUACAAUAAAAUUCAUAUGGGCAACUGUGCUGAAAAUACUGCAAAGAAGCUGAAUAUUGCACGAGAUGAACAGGAUACUUAUGCUAUUAACUCCUAUACCAGAAGUAAAGCAGCAUGGGAAGCUGGAAAAUUUGGAAAUGAAGUUGUUCCUGUCACAAUUACAGUAAAAGGUAAACCAGAUGUAGUGGUGAAAGAAGAUGAAGAAUAUAAACGUGUUGAUUUUAGUAGAGUUCCAAAGCUGAAGACGGUUUUCCAAAAAGAAAAUGGUACAGUAACAGCUGCCAAUGCCAGCACACUGAAUGAUGGAGCAGCUGCUAUGGUUCUGAUGACUGCAGAUGCAGCCAAGAGGCUCAGUGUUAAACCACUGGCAAGAAUAGCAGCAUUUGCUGAUGCUGCUGUAGAACCUAUUGAUUUUCCAGUUGCACCUGCAUAUGCUGUACCUAAGGUUCUUAAAGAUGCAGGAUUGAAAAAAGAAGAUAUUACAAUGUGGGAAAUAAACGAAGCCUUUAGUGUGGUCGUACUAGCAAACAUUAAAAUGCUAGAGAUUGAUCCCCAAAAAGUGAAUAUCAAUGGAGGAGCUGUUUCUCUUGGACAUCCAAUUGGGAUGUCUGGAGCCAGGAUUGUCGUCCAUUUGGCUCAUGCCUUGAAGCAAGGAGAAUAUGGUCUUGCCAGUAUUUGCAACGGAGGAGGAGGUGCUUCUGCCAUGCUGAUCCAAAAGCUGUAGACAACUUCUGUUGUCUAAGGCAACAACCCUAUGUAGCCAGAAAGGCCUGCUGUAAUCAGGGUGACUGAUUACCCUGGGUCAGCUUGUAUGAAAAUAAUCUGUUUCACUUUUUAUUAUUUUCAACUCUUUUUAAAAAAAUAAGAUAAAAAAUCAAAUCCCCAAACCUUUUGAGAUUACACAGUAAUUUUUUCUUCUAAUUUACAUUGUUUCUAAUCUUGAGCACAUUUUUGUUAUAAGGCUGUACUGUUUAAAAUACCACUGUGCAAUAUUAGUGACUUAUAAGUAGCUAGAAGCUUCCAUUUUAGAGAAUAAAUCUUAAUUUACAUUUUU